Messenger RNA from Theobroma cacao (cacao), 2442 nucleotides. RefSeq names its product winged-helix DNA-binding transcription factor family protein (gene AT-HSFA7B). Gene Ontology annotation, cellular component: nucleus. Gene Ontology annotation, biological process: cellular response to heat; regulation of transcription by RNA polymerase II. Gene Ontology annotation, molecular function: DNA-binding transcription factor activity; RNA polymerase II cis-regulatory region sequence-specific DNA binding. NCBI's taxonomy places the organism in Eukaryota, Viridiplantae, Streptophyta, Magnoliopsida, Malvales, Malvaceae. The record is from RefSeq and is a predicted model, not a curated record.
UCGUGGCUUCUAUAUAUACGGGCGUGACAAAACUACCAAACUCUACCAUAACGGCAUAAACGACCUUCCCAAAGAAGAAACCUCUCCACCAAAAAAAAAAAAAAGAAAAUUCUAAAGCAUUAGUUUGUCCUCCUCUUGCUUUUGUCUAAUUUUCUGUUUCACUUUCAAUCUAUAGUUGUACUGAUUCUCUUUAGAUUCAGCUUCAAUUUUUUCUCUUAUUUUUUUGGUAGAUUUUACAUCUUUGAGUCCGUAGCUUGGAGUAUAUGAAGUUUCCCCUGUUUCCUUUCUUCUCUGCCUUUUAUCCUUUUCUGCGUUUGAUCAAAACAAAUCUUCAGCAUUAAACUUAGAAAUUGUCAAAGCAAGAAAUUGAAUUCUAUAAAGAAUCGAAUCAAAUAGUAUCCGUAUCCUGGAAGAAAAAGUCCUGCAGAGUUUUUGAACCAUGAAUCCAUAUUUUUCGGUAAAGGAAGAGUACCCGAGUUCAAGUUAUUCACAGCCCGAAGAUGACCCGCCAAUGAUGCUGCCGCCGCAGCCGAUGGAGGGUCUCAACGAUCCAGGGCCACCUCCAUUCCUUACUAAAACCUUUGACAUGGUGGAUGAUCCUGAUACUAAUUAUAUAGUUUGUUGGAGCAGAGGAGGCAGCAGCUUUGUUGUAUGGGAUCCUCACUCUUUCUCCACUAAUCUUCUCCCUAGAUAUUUCAAGCACAAUAAUUUCUCUAGUUUUGUUAGGCAGCUCAAUACUUAUGGUUUUAGAAAGAUUGAUCCAGACAAAUGGGAGUUUACCAAUGAAGGGUUUCUCAGGGGCCAGAAGCAUCUCCUGAAGAGUAUUAGGAGAAGAAAGACCACAUCUCAGCCCCCACCAUCUCAACAAGCUCUCGGUCCUUGUGUAGAAGUUGGCAGGUUUGGACUAGAUGGAGAAGUUGAUCGUUUGAGGCGUGACAAGCAGGUUCUAAUGAUGGAAUUAGUGAAGCUACGACAGCAGCAACAGAACACUCGAGCCUAUCUUCAGGCCGUGGAAGAAAGGUUACAAGGCACAGAAAAGAAGCAGAAGCAAAUGAUGUCUUUCUUGGCUAGAGCAAUGCAGAAUCCAGCUUUUCUCCAGCAACUAAUGCAACAAAAAGAGAAACGGAAAGAGCUUGAAGAAGCCAUGUCUAAGAAAAGGAGGCGGCCGAUUGAUCAAGGACCUAGUGGUGUUGCCGUAGGUGAAUCAAUCCGAGGUAGCGAGGGAACAAACCAUGUUAAAACUGAACCUUUAGAAUUUGGUGAUUAUGGAUUUCAAGUAACGGAGUUGGAAGCACUUGCACUGGAAAUGCAAGGCUACGGAAGGGCGAGAACGGAGCAAGAGGAAGCGCAAGAUGAGCUUGAACAUCGGCAGUGUCAUGACAAAGAACUCGAUGAAGGAUUUUGGGAAGAAUUGUUGAAUGAGAGAUUUGAAGGAGAGUUAGAUAUACCAGGAACUGAAGGAGGUGAAGAUGAAGAUGUGAAUGUAUUGGCUGACAGGUUGGGUUAUUUGGGUUCAUGUCCAAAGUAGAGAAAAGUGAGUACAUCUAGAUUCUAGAGGAUAGCUACUUGUGAGACCAGUUCAGCGUUGCCUCGGUGACAAUAUCCCUUUGGUGGGAGGCUUUUGCACAGCACGUUUUGUAGCACUCCUUUAUCUCUAAUUGAUCUGCAAAUGGGUCUUCCAGAAACAGUUUAGGCCAUAAUUAUCUUCACGUUGGUUUCUUGUUAUUGGCAGGAUAGGGGGAAAUUACAUACCAAGAACUGUAUCCGUGGAAAAUCUCUCUUGUUACCGGUGUUGCUAACCCUGUUUUCUUAAUCUGCCAUUCCAAUAUUUUUCCCUUUUGUAUAUCCAUGCCGCUUAUCUUUCUCUAUCUUUGGUUAGGUUGCAGCUGUAGACAGUAGAUCAGAAUCUGUGGUAGUCACCAACAUGACUUGUUUCAAGAUUGUUCCGAAGCUGUUGAAAAUCGACAAGAUGUAGCUGCAAGUUGCAAGAAACACAACUAAGAUGUUGUUGCUAUGGGAUCCAAUGAUCACUUAAUUGGUAGUUUUAUCUUUUUCUGUCGGUUCAGUUUUCCUGUAUUUAAGUUGUCUCUUUCUCUCUUUGUCUUGAGGCAGUAGCAAGAGCCGUGGUCGGUGACAAAGAGCAUACAUUUGUACCAUGUAGAUAUUUUCAUGGCCAUGGCAAUUGGAUUCUCAUUGGUCGCUGUCAAUCUUUCAUCAAUUCUAGAGCGAGCUCUCAACUGAUGAUGACUUCGAGAAUUCCAAGCGGGUAUUUUUCUUUGUACAAUGCAGCUUCGAAAUUCUGCUUGUAUAAACCGUGACAAGCACUAGAGAUUUUUUAUCUUCUUGGUUGCUGUCUAUAUCUUCUAAAGUUGAGAUUUGUAGAGUGGAAGGACUUGGUUUCAUCCUAGGCUAUAUGAUCGUCAUCACAUAUUCAAACUGACA